Messenger RNA from Perognathus longimembris pacificus (Pacific pocket mouse), 1051 nucleotides. It is a transcript of the gene Efna5, whose product is annotated as ephrin A5. The coding region runs from base 34 to 720 and encodes 228 amino acids. The record is from RefSeq and is a predicted model, not a curated record. Gene Ontology annotation, cellular component: plasma membrane; external side of plasma membrane. Lineage: Eukaryota; Metazoa; Chordata; Mammalia; Rodentia; Heteromyidae. Gene Ontology annotation, biological process: ephrin receptor signaling pathway; regulation of actin cytoskeleton organization; axon guidance. The transcript has 5 exons. Gene Ontology annotation, molecular function: ephrin receptor binding.
GCGUGUGCGGGGCUCCCCGCGCGGCCCGGCGGGAUGGUGCACGUGGAGAUGUUGACGCUGCUCUUCCUGGUGCUGUGGAUGUGCGCGCUCAGCCAGGACCCGGCCUCCAAGACCGUGGCCGACCGCUACGCCGUCUACUGGAACAGCAGCAACCCCAGAUUCCAGAGGGGUGACUACCACAUCGACGUCUGCAUCAAUGACUACCUGGAUGUGUUCUGCCCUCACUACGAGGACUCCGUCCCCGAAGAUAAGACGGAGCGCUACAUCCUCUACAUGGUGAACUUUGAUGGCUACAGUGCCUGUGACCACACUUCCAAAGGGUUCAAGAGAUGGGAAUGUAACCGGCCCCACUCUCCCAAUGGACCGCUCAAGUUCUCGGAGAAGUUCCAGCUCUUCACACCCUUUUCCCUAGGAUUUGAAUUCAGGCCGGGCCGAGAGUAUUUCUACAUCUCCUCUGCCAUCCCAGAUAACGGAAGAAGGUCCUGCCUAAAGCUCAAAGUCUUUGUGAGACCAACAAAUAGCUGUAUGAAAACUAUAGGUGUUCAUGAUCGUGUUUUCGAUGUUAACGACAAAGUAGAAAAUUCAUUAGAACCAGCAGAUGACACCGUCCACGAGUCAGCCGAGCCAUCCCGCGGGGAGAACGCGGCCCAGACGCCCCGGAUUCCCAGCCGCCUCUUGGCCAUCCUCCUGUUCUUCCUGGCAAUGCUGUUGACGUUAUAGCACAGCCUCCUCCCUUCACCUGGCGCGGGGAGCCUGGGGUCUCGCAACACCAGAGAUCCGCCCGACGGCUCGUCCAGCGACGGAUUGGUUAUUGGGUUUUUGGCAGAUGUCAGAUUUUUGUUUUUGAUUUGUUUUCUUUCAGCCUGAGUUCUCAGCAACCCCUCGGAGGGAGGGGGUAGUGGCUGCACGAGAUGAUGCCGCCUCCUUGACCCCCCCCACACCCCCACCCCUAGCCCUGACCUUUGACUUUUCUCACCCCUCCCAAAUCCAAUGGACUCCAGAUGCGAAUGCCAAAUGGCCGUGGUGGCAGCGGUGGUUCCCGGGCUGGGCG